AUGUUCAACCUCAAUGCAUUCUACCUUUUACCCUUCAUAAUAUACUAUGUUGCAGCAGUUCCAACCCGUAGCGCGGAUGGAGAAAUGAACAAUAUCCAUCUACCGUUCAACUCUCUUUCAAAUGACUGGUUUCAUGAUGAUGAUCAUCCUGUUCACGCGUUAUUCAAACGGGCACCUGGAGAAGACAUUGAAUUUCCUAGCAUAGGCACUCCAGCCUGGGCAUCUGGAUAUCCACCUGGCCCACCAGACCCAGCUUUACUUCCAGUAGAAUGGGUUCGCGCUCUCGAAGAAGCUAUUGCGGCUGGGAAGAUUCCGGAUAUUCCUCAAACGACCAACUACCAGGGUUCCAGCCCUGUUUAUCCUUAUGGCAUAAAUCCAUCUAGCCCAGAGAUAUGCUCGUCGACAUAUAAAUGCCGAAUCCCUGGUGACUUUUGGGACUCUCCUAAUGGCGUUUUUGGGAGUUCUUUCGAUGAUGGCCCAACACCCUCGACACCACUUCUUGUUGAUUUUUUGAGUUCAGUGAACCAAACGACGACGCAUUUCAUGAUUGGUAUCAAGAUGCUCUAUCAGCCUACUCAGCUCCAGGCCAUGAUCGACGCAGGCCAUGAUCUUGCAAUUCACACUUGGACACACCCUUAUAUGACCACUCUCGAUAAUUACCAAAUUUUGGGACAACUUGGCUGGACUAUGCAACUGAUAUACAACUCGACAGGAGGUAGGCUUGCGAAGUUUUGGAGGCCUCCUUAUGGUGACUCCGAUAGGAGGGUGACCGCCAUUGCCAGAGAGGUGUUUGGCCUGCGUACCGUAAUCUGGAAUUACGACACCGACGACUGGAUCGCAACACCGCAAGAGAUAGGCUCUUCCAUGUCGCAAUUCUUAGCUGCCCCCAAAAGCCCCGGUCUCAUGGUCCUUUCGCACGAAUUGACUGACAUGAUGGUUUAUGCGUUCAUCAAAUCUUUCCCAGAAAUUGGAGCGAAUGGAUGGCGGUUUUCCUCUCUUGCCAAGGCAUUAGAAGACGGGCGCCCCUAUCAAGAUUCUUCAAGUUCGGGAGCUCAUAACCUGCAUCCUGAUGGAAUUGUUUUGGAUGUAGAACCUUACACCUCUACGGAGCUUACCCCAUCUCCCUCAGCUACGGACUUGGUAACAAGUAGUGCCAUCACACCCAGUCCUUCCGCCAUAUCUGCCAACACUGCUGAUGUCACGAAGAGUUCAACUGCCCUCAGAACUUUCCCUCUGUAUCUCCCCGUGUACAUCUAUCUUUGGACAUUCUGCGCAAUCGGGGCUUUAGGGUUCAGUUUAUGA
Psilocybe cubensis is the source of this 1302-nucleotide messenger RNA. RefSeq lists its product as uncharacterized. Gene Ontology annotation, biological process: carbohydrate metabolic process. Gene Ontology annotation, molecular function: chitin deacetylase activity. Gene Ontology annotation, cellular component: membrane. The transcript is spliced from 7 exons. Lineage: Eukaryota; Fungi; Basidiomycota; Agaricomycetes; Agaricales; Agrocybaceae. Bases 1 to 1302 code for a protein of 433 amino acids. The record is from RefSeq and is a predicted model, not a curated record.